AUGCAGUACGUGCGCAACAUCAGCGAUUCGGUGUCGACGGCAUGGAACUCGAUAAAUCCUGCAACCCUCAGCGGUGCCAUCGACGUCAUCGUUGUUGAGCACAAAGAUGGCACCCUUGCUUGCUCGCCUUUCCACGUUCGCUUCGGCAAGUUUUCUUUGCUGCGCCCAUACGAGAAAAAGGUCGAGUUUCGAGUCAAUGGUUCCAAGCAGGAGUAUUCCAUGAAACUCGGCGAAGGUGGUGAAGCUUUUUUCGUCUUUGAGACCACAGACAACAUACCCGAGUCUAUGCAGACUUCCCCCCUCGUCUCUCCAGCAAGCAGUCCACCCCUCGGUCCAGACGAGUCCGUUUCCCAGCUCGGCGUACCCGAAUUCGAGCUCGAGGGUGACGGUACUAAUGGCCCUCGAGGCUCCGCUCGCCAUCUAGAUGAGAACGGAUACCCCACUCCAGCCUCCUCGCCCCUCGGCCUGUCAAAUCCCAGACCAGCUUCUGGCGAUUGGUCUGCCGCGCUUACCCGUCCUCGCAGCGAUGAUGCCUUGCGUCAUUCGGCCCGCGCAAUUGACCAAGAUAACAGUGAGCCUGCCGAGCGUGACUCCGAACGAUCCCCGAGCCCUGGCCCGGAGACCAUUCAGGAAGCCAUCGACCGUGCCCUUAUACUGUCGCGCGGGCUCUCUGCGGUCAAUAUCCCCAGCCAAGUCACCGAGACUGGUGAUCUUAUGCUGGACAUGACUGGCUUCCGGAGCAGCGAAGAGGAGAUGCUCCGCGCCGAGAUCCAGGCUAGGAAGAUUCUCUCCGAAGAGCUGGACGGCAACUACGAUAUUGGUGCGCUCUUUGGCUUUGACGAAGAAGGCAAUCUGUGGAUCUACAGCAGCGAGUCCGCCAAAAAGGCUGCCAUGAACAAGACAAUCGAGUCUUCCCUGCAAGCCCAUCGCCAUGCCGUCUCCGCCGAUGCACUCUCGGACCCAGGUUAUCAAAGCGACGGCAGCGAUGUGACCAGCUCUCCUCGCGUUCCUUCUCACCGUCGCUCCGAGUCCGAUGCUGGCCCAGCCGGCCUUGCCACUCCUCCCCGCACCCCCGCUGAUGCCGGUGUUGGUAAUCCCAACCGCAACUAUGCAAAGACUCUACGCCUGACUAGCGACCAGCUCAAGAAGCUUGAGUUAAAGUCGGGUGAGAAUCCCAUGAGCUUUACUGUCAACCGUGCCACGUGUACCGCCAAUAUGUACCUCUGGAAAUACGACAACCCAGUCGUCAUUUCCGACAUUGACGGAACCAUCACUAAAUCAGACGCCCUCGGCCAUGUUUUGAAUAUGAUCGGACGCGACUGGACGCAUGCUGGCAUUGCCAAACUCUACAGCGAUAUUGCCCUCAACGGAUACAACAUCAUGUAUCUCACGAGUCGCUCCGUCGGGCAAGCCGACACUACGAGAGCAUACCUCAACAAUAUUGUCCAAGAGGGCUGUAGAAUGCCUCAUGGUCCCACAAUUUUGUCUCCGGACCGAACAAUGGCGGCUUUGCGCCGUGAAGUAUACCUUCGCAAACCACACGUCUUCAAGAUGGCCACUCUUCGCGACAUUGCCAACCUUUAUGGUCCCGACAGGACACCUUUCUAUGCUGGCUUUGGUAACCGACUGACAGAUCAAAUUUCGUAUCGAACUGUCGAUGUUCCACGAAAUCGCAUCUUCACCAUAAACUCUAAUUCAGAAGUCUCUCUGGACCUGCUCAGCUUGAACAAGCUCAAGAUGAGUUAUGUCCACAUCAAUGAAGUCGUCGAUCAUUACUUUCCCCCAGUUUCUACACUCGUCAUGGGCGGUGGCGAGGACUACACCGACUUCAAGUACUGGAGAGACACGCCUCUCGAGCUAGAUGAAUUCUCCGCUAGUGACAGCGAUGAGAUUCUGGAUGAAGUCGAUGAGGGAAGCGAGUACACGGACGGCGAGGAUGAGGAAAUGGACGAGCGCCUGGGCGAGAGCUACAUCUCCCAAGCCUCCAUUGAGGACGUUGAAAGUCGCCUAGCCAUAUCGAUGACGCAAAGCCAGAUAGAGGAGGGCCUUGACGGCCAAGUCGACGACGAUGAUGAAGACGACGAGGACGAUGAAGAGCCGAUUGACGAGGAAAUUGACGACGGCCUUGAGCCCCAAGAUGACGAGCACACUAUCAAGAAGAACGCAGCUGACCUUGAAGAGGAUGUUGCUGCGGAAAUUAUUACUGGGGUUGGUCAUUUAUCCAUGGAUAAGAAAUAA
This is a messenger RNA of Beauveria bassiana ARSEF 2860, 2238 nucleotides long. Its product is annotated as SMP2 protein. The transcript is spliced from 2 exons. Lineage: Eukaryota; Fungi; Ascomycota; Sordariomycetes; Hypocreales; Cordycipitaceae. Gene Ontology annotation, cellular component: nucleus. The coding region runs from base 1 to 2238 and encodes 745 amino acids. Gene Ontology annotation, biological process: triglyceride biosynthetic process; fatty acid catabolic process. Gene Ontology annotation, molecular function: phosphatidate phosphatase activity. The record is from RefSeq and is a predicted model, not a curated record.